CAAGAGCGAGGUCUAAUUAUUAUUACUGCACAAAAAUUAUGGGAUCUAGUCUCUGUUCUAGGCUAAGAAAAUGGAGAAAAAAUUUCUCGGCAAAAAAGACUGACGAUAAAGAGACUCUGAAUGUUAAUGGAGAUGUUGUCGAUAGAGAAGAAUCGUCGAAAGAAAAGCUCAGGGAGAUUUUAAAAGAGGAAGAUGUUGAAGAAAUUAGAGUCGCUUCGCAAACCAAGGAAGAUCUAAGAGAGCUGAUAGAAGAUCUAAAUCAACAAUUGGCAAAGCAUCGGUGCAAUAAACCAGAGAAGGAAAAGUUAUUGCUUGAGUUAGGUCACGCUCACUACAAACUGUGUAAGUUCCCUUCUGCCAAAGAUUACUACGAGCAGUAUUUUAGUCUGGUGAAACGGCAACGUUCGUUAAUUCAUUUACAGAGAGCUUACUGCAACCUGGGAUGUGUUCAUAGAAGGCUCGGUGAUUUCGAAAAGGCCACAGAGUACUUCGAAAAAGGCCUAGCGAUUGCUGAAGAGUUACAAAACAAAAGUUGUCAAGCGAGGAUGUACAACAAUCUCGGAAACAUCUCCGAGAUGCAGCAAGACUUUGAAAGUACCAUUUAUUAUCAGUCACAAAGGCGAAAGAUUGCCGAAAGUUUAAAAGACGGUAACAGCGUGUCGAAGGCCAACGCGAGUAUUGCUAACGCAUAUCACUGCUUGGGGAAUUUGAGGGCGAGCAUUGCUUAUUAUGAAAGAGUUGUGCUUUGGUUAAGGAGAAAACUAGUUUAUCAGGAGCGACAAAGAAGUAGAUUGGAUCUUGUGUCACAGUUGCCAAUUGAAGACGAACAGUGGGUGUAGGAUAUACUUGAGAAAAAAAACAAGAAGCGGUCAAAAGUUGCAGUUUGAAAUAACUUAAAUUUGAUUUGCGCCAAAUAUAAACACGAGCGUUCGUACAAGUUUAAGCUGCGAUACUUUCCUUUCGUUUAUGUAAAGUAAUGGCGGGCUAAGCGGUUAAUUUAUUUCCAAUUGAAAUAUCACCAGCUAUCAUAUCUAAUUUACUUAAACAGAGACAUCAUUAGGGUAUGUUGACCUGUUCUACUAAAUAAGAGACGACAGAAAAAGAGCAAGUAAAAUUCUCCAGUGAUUUUUUUCUUGCUUUUAUUCAUGGAUAUACGAAGCAUAGGAACGGUAAUGUUGGGAUUCGACGUGCAAAUUUCUUAGCCUUAGCCCAGCCUUAGGAGUCUGGGGAUGGCAUGCAUCUUUUCAAAGAUGGCGGACUGAUAGUUAGAUAUGGCGAAUCAAAUAGGGAGAAAUUUUGUGGGGGAAAACGCUUGAUUCUGUGUCCUGGAAUCAUUGGCUUUUAGUAUUAUGACAGUAUAUUCUAAUUAUGUCAUAUGCAGCACAUCCAUGAGUACACCAUUGUGUCACUUUGAUACGUGUAUUCAUACACCAAAUUUUUUUGUGAAAACCCAUGCACUCGAUUCAAUUCUGGAUUCAACAAACUCCUUUUUAAUUACUUUCUUAGACUCCAAAUUUAACGUGGUUACAAUGCAUGCAUUUUCUUGUCAUGUUUCUGCUGCUAGCCAUUUAUCUUUACCGUUUGGUAAACGGUAUUUCCUUCAGGGAGUAUCAAUGUGCCUGUUGUUUCUGACCGUCGAUAAAUGUUGCUCUGGCCUCACUGCGAGGAAUGGGGCAGGACAAUGACCUCCUCGGUAACAUUUCCAUUUUUCUAUUCGGAUCUGAAAGGAAGCCUUCGCUGAAGGAUUUUGAUUUGCUCAAGUUCUUAUGCUUCUCCACCCUUCGUUUGUCUUUCAGUGAAUAGUUUGUAAUCUUUUCUUGGUUGUGUCGUGUUCUUUUUAGCCAUGGCUGAAAGCCUGUGUUACCUUUUAUUCCUACCAUUUCUUUCAGAACUUUCCAGAACUGAGGAUUUCUGAAACAGUAGAGGAUUGGAUUCAGCAGAGAGUUUAACUGUGCUAGACUUUGUGUUGAACGGAAAAUAAAAUACUGGUUUGUUUGAAUUACGGGAAAAAUAUCUACGAAUAUAAAUGCAGUUCCGGCUGGCAGAAAAGAAAAGAAGGCAACAAAGCUUAAUAGGGCAGUCGUUGUAGCAAUUUUGAAUUCUGCUUUUUUUGUUAUUAAUACAUUGAACCGACGGAUGUCAGCUAUCUUGCUUUUUCGCACUUCCAGAAGCACCACCAAAUAGAAAUACAGAAUAAGGAUUAGACAACCAGUUAUCACGACAAGUUCACUCAACAUCCAAGCUUUCACAGCUUUCCUGGAAACUCUCAAAUCCUGCAUGAUAAAAGCUGGGCAUGCUGUAAAAAUUGUCCACAACCAAGCGGCUAACUUUCUGAGACGGCUUCUCCUGGCAAUAACUUGGUAGUCCAUCCACCUUCGAAUCGCCACGUACCUCUCCAGGGCAAUAGCUGUCAAAUGAUAUACUGAACAUGCUAAAAGGAUAUUACUGAGGCAAAAACUGGCCCAGUCUAAGCGGCAAAUAUACGGAAAGGAGACUCGGUAAACAAUCAAUACAUCAACGGUUACUGUCGCAGGGAUAUCUAAGACCCCAAUGAGAAGAUCUGUUACGGCCAUGCUGGAUAGUAAAAUGGUCCACUUCUUUCUGAAAAUGUUCGUGUUCUGCAUGGUAAUGAUAGCGAGAGUGUUUAAAAGUACGAUACAAGGAGAUGCAACAGAUCGGAUGAUGACAAGAAUAUUCCAGCUGUAAUCGUUCCCAUCUUCGUUGAAGAUCCAUUUGAAAUUUUCUCUUUCUGUGCAAUAGAAAAGUGAAUUUGGACUCGCCUUGCUAGCAGAGUCUUUGGUUGUUUCUGUACAGUUUAGGCACAUGUCCAUGAAAUCGAUGCUGUUUCUAGUCGUCCAAAAAAUUUAACCGUUACCUAUUUUUCAUUCAGGCAAUUUUCUUUCCAGGUGCAAAGGUUACCUUGCUCACUGAAAAUAUAAUUCAUGCAAAUUACUUUUUUGCAUAUUUAACGAUGAUUAAGUAAACAAUGACAAUGGCUUUUCCACAUCAGGAAAUAUAGUUUUCUCAUAUCAUAGAAGAGAUAAAGUGGGAUUUAGGGUGCUAUAAGUCUUAAUUCAAUUUGCUUAGUUUGGACACUCGUAAACUAGCGGGAUUUUUACGAAGACUGAACUGCUCUUGAUGCAGUGUGAUGCGACGUUAGCCGGUGCACCAGUGGACUAUAAAAAGAAAAGUAAAAAGUUUUACCCUGGAUUUUUCAUAAUAUAACUUGCGUCACGAGAGGGACAGAAAUAAAAUAAUAGUUUCUCCACAACGAAA
This is a messenger RNA of Pocillopora damicornis (cauliflower coral), 3276 nucleotides long. RefSeq lists its product as uncharacterized. Gene Ontology annotation, biological process: establishment of mitotic spindle orientation. Gene Ontology annotation, cellular component: cell cortex. The record is from RefSeq and is a predicted model, not a curated record. Gene Ontology annotation, molecular function: G-protein alpha-subunit binding; GDP-dissociation inhibitor activity. NCBI's taxonomy places the organism in Eukaryota, Metazoa, Cnidaria, Anthozoa, Scleractinia, Pocilloporidae.